Molecule: messenger RNA, 2327 nt
Organism: Patiria miniata (bat star)
Lineage: Eukaryota; Metazoa; Echinodermata; Asteroidea; Valvatida; Asterinidae
Product: arylsulfatase B-like
Exons: 8
Coding region: 186-1757 (523 amino acids)
Source: RefSeq, a predicted model, not a curated record
UCAGUGCCCGGCCGGCGCGCCAGUGGCCGGCCCGGCGCCCAUUGGUUUUGUACUGUGCUGUGUUUGGAACAUUUGGAACUUCGAACUUGGUUGCUGUGUGUCGUCGUAGCACAUAUCGCUCCAAAUGGGAGGGUCUUGGAGUGUUGCAAAAUAUGAAGUUAUGAUGUAAUGUGUAGCAACUAUUUAUGAUGGAGUCACAUAGAUCAUCUUGUCUUCUGACAUUUGUCCUUGCUCUCUCAACUGUGAGCCACUGUCAUCAAAAUGCAACGAAGCCACCGAAUAUAAUCUUUAUCCUGGCUGACGACUACGGUUUCCAUGACGUCGGUUACCAUGGUUCUGCAAUUAAGACUCCGUGGCUGGACAAACUCGCUGCUGAGGGCGUGAAGCUGGAGAAUUACUAUGUCCAGCCGAUUUGCACCCCGACGAGAAGUCAACUCAUGAGCGGUCGAUACCAGAUCCACACUGGCCUAGAGCAUUGGAUCAUCUGGGAUGUCCAGCCAAACUGCCUGCCUCUGGAAGAUGUUACUGUCGCUGAUAAACUCAAGGAGCUCGGCUACGCCACGCACGCAGUCGGCAAAUGGCAUCUUGGCUUCUACAAGAAAGACUGCUGGCCCACCAGGCGUGGCUUUGAUACCUUCUUUGGCUACUAUACUGGGUCUGAGGACUACUUUACCCAUUCAAGAGGAUGCGGCAUGCCAGGUUUUAACUGCUCCGGCUUCAAAUCUGGUCUUGAUUUCCGGGACCAAGAGUUACCCAUGCAUAACUAUACCGGCAGUUAUUCAACCCAUGUGUUUGCUCAGCGAGCCCAACAGAUUCUGGAAAAUCACAACCCCAAAGAGCCGUUCUUCCUGUAUCUGCCAUUCCAAGCUGUCCACAGUCCCCUGCAAGUGCCUGAGAAGUACAUUGAGCCUUACAAGCACAUUGCCGACAAACACCGUCGGAUAUAUUCAGGAAUGGUGGCUUGCAUGGAUGAAGCUAUCGGCAACAUAACCCAGACUGCAACACAACUAGGCCUGUGGGACAACACGGUGCUGAUUUUCUCCACAGAUAACGGUGGCCAGAUACACAAGGGGGGAAACAACUGGCCACUUCGGGGAUGGAAGACCUCACUAUGGGAGGGAGGCAUUCACGGUGUGGGCUUCGUUCACAGCCCUCUAAUACCCAAGAGCUUGCAGGGUACCAGCAGUAAAGAGAUGAUACAUGUCAGUGACUGGUUCCCUACACUCGUGGCAGGUGUCGCAGGUGGACAUUUGGAGGGUCUAAAGCUGGAUGGUUUUAACGUGUGGCAGACGAUCAGCCAAGGCAAGGCUUCCCCUCGCAAGGAAAUUCUGCACAACAUUGAUCCUAUACCGUAUCCCAGGCUGGACCAACAUGGAGAUUUUUACCCUGAUCCAUAUUUCAGUUACCAUAGCAACCUGCCAAGUUCCUUUAAUACCACCAUCAGAGCAGCAAUACGAGUCGGAGACUGGAAACUUCUCACAGGAGAUCCAGGAAACAGCAGUUGGAUACCACCCCCUGACUCGGGGAUUAUUCCCAUCCACCCAGUUGAACAGAAAGGUAAACAUGUUUGGCUGUUCAAUAUCCAGGAGGACCCCAAUGAGUAUCAUGACCUAUCUGAAGCCAGACCAGACAAAGUCAAGGAGCUGGUUGGAAGAUUACAGUACUACUAUAAUAGUCUUGUGCCACCGUUUUACCCCCCUGGAGAUCCAAGAGCCAAUCCAGCCCUGCAUGGGGAUAUAUGGACCAACUGGGAGUAGUGGACACUUGGCACUCUGUAACACAGAUAAGGCAUGUCCUAUUAAUAACUUGGUGGAGGUAUUUUUAUUUUGUAUAUCUCAAAUAAUAUCUGUACUUGGAAGUGUGUCAUUAAACCUCAAGGAUGAUAAAGCUGAAAGGCAAAAAGGGUUCUGUUCAUUAGAUAUUUCUUUAUGAAUUACGCCCAGUUGGAAAGUUGUAAACGCCGUAAUUUCCAGCUACAUACAAACACAAACUUUCAAAGAAAAGAUAUCCUGUACUUAAUGCUACAUUUCUGAAUUGCUUUUAAUUUCUAAUCAUGUAAGUUCCAUAAUGUAAUACACUGAACUGAGUAAAUAUAUAUUUUUCUACUUUGAAUUUUUAUACGUCUCUAAAACCUCAGAAAACAAUUUUUUUCUGAUCUAUAUUCUAAAGUAUCUGCAUUGUUCGUAGUAAUAACUUGUCCUUUUAUGUAAAUGUUUUUACUGGAUUGCAAAUCAAACUUGUUGGUAAAGCAAUAAUUUGGUUUUUAGUCAGUAAUUUUGAAUAUCAAAACGUUUUGUCUUCGAAUAAAAUGAUUUGGUGAUACUUUA